This is a messenger RNA of Anopheles maculipalpis, 1520 nucleotides long. It is a transcript of the gene SerRS, whose product is annotated as serine--tRNA ligase, cytoplasmic. The transcript is spliced from 2 exons. Bases 9 to 1520 code for a protein of 503 amino acids. The record is from RefSeq and is a predicted model, not a curated record. Gene Ontology annotation, cellular component: cytosol. Gene Ontology annotation, molecular function: ATP binding; serine-tRNA ligase activity; tRNA binding. Lineage: Eukaryota; Metazoa; Arthropoda; Insecta; Diptera; Culicidae. Gene Ontology annotation, biological process: seryl-tRNA aminoacylation.
GCGUAAAAAUGGUGCUCGAUUUGGACCUGUUCCGUAGCGACAAGGGUAAUGAUCCGGAGAAGAUCAAAGAGAACCAAACGAAGCGCUUCAAGGAUGUGGCACUGGUCGAGACGGUUAUCGAGCAGGAUAAGGAAUGGCGCCGGUGCCGCUUCAACACGGACAAUUACAACAAACUGAAGAAUCUCUGCAGUAAAGAAAUUGGCGAAAAGAUGAAAAAGAAGGAACCGCAGGGAGAUGAGAGCGAGCCGGUUCCGAAGGAGUUGGAAGAUCAGCUGCGUGAGAUGCAGUUGAACUCGCUGAAGGAUCUGACCGUUAAUCAGAUCAAGAAGGUGCGUACGUUGAUCGAUCAGGCGGUGUUGGAGAAUGAGCAGCAAAUGAAGGAGUUGGAGGCGAAAAGGAAUGCUGCCCUGCGGGAGGUUGGUAACCAUCUGCACGAUAGCGUACCGGUAAGCAACGACGAGGACGAGAACCGUGUUGAGCGGACGUUCGGUAAUUGUGAAACGCGUCUAAAGUACUCGCACGUCGAUCUGAUCGUGAUGAUCGACGGUAUGAACGGGGACAAGGGUGCGGUUGUGUCCGGUGGGCGCGGAUACUUUCUUACCGGUCCGGCCGUUUUCCUCGAGCAAGCACUGAUUCAGCACGCGCUGCACAGUCUGUACGCGAAAGGAUACACACCACUGUACACGCCGUUCUUUAUGCGUAAGGAAGUAAUGCAGGAGGUGGCCCAGCUGUCUCAGUUUGAUGAGGAACUGUACAAGGUGGUUGGCAAGGGUAGCGAACGGGGCGAAGAUGGUGGUGUGGCAGAUGAGAAGUAUCUGAUCGCUACCUCGGAGCAACCGAUUGCUGCGUACCAUCGAGACGAAUGGAUUCCGGAAGCUUCGUUGCCGAUUAAGUACGCUGGACUGUCGACGUGCUUCCGGCAGGAGGUUGGGUCGCACGGUCGCGACACGAGAGGCAUCUUUCGGGUGCAUCAGUUCGAGAAGGUGGAACAGUUUGUGUUGACCUCACCGCACGACAACAAAUCGUGGGAAAUGAUGGACGAAAUGAUUGGCAAUGCGGAGGCAUUCUGCCAGUCGCUGGGUAUACCGUACCGGGUGGUGAACAUCGUGUCGGGUGCGUUGAAUCAUGCCGCAGCUAAAAAGCUCGAUCUCGAGGCAUGGUUCGCUGGAUCGGGCGCAUUCAGGGAGCUGGUGUCGUGUAGCAACUGUUUGGACUAUCAGGCACGCCGGCUGCUGGUACGUUACGGACAGACGAAGAAGAUGAAUGCGGCCGUCGAUUAUGUGCACAUGCUGAACGCGACCAUGUGUGCGACGACGCGCGUCAUUUGCGCUAUCCUCGAAACGCAUCAAACGGAAACGGGUGUAAAGGUACCGGAAGUGCUGCAGAAAUACAUGCCCGAAAAGUAUCGUGAAGAAAUCCCGUUCGUUAAACCGGCUCCGAUUGACGUGGAACAGGCGGCUGCCGAAGCGAAAAAGGGUGGAAAGAAGGGCGGUGAGAAGAAGUCCGGAACGGCAGCAUAA